AUGGCCAAGAAAGGCGGCAAGAAGCACAACAAGGCCAAGCCCAAGGGCGGCCCUCCCAAGCUCCCAACAGCUGCUCCCGCCCACGAGGAAGAAGACAACAUUGUUGCCGGUGAAGCACCCGCUGAAGAGACCAAGAUCGACCAGACCACAGAAACAGAAGAAGCUCCGGCGGCAGCCCCUGAAAAGGACGUGUCGACCGCGCCUGCAGAGGAAGUGAGCGAGGAUGUUGACACCAAGCCGGCCGUCGAGUCGAAGGAAGAGGAUGCAACGCUCCCGGUGCGCGAAAAAGACGCCGCGGCCGAGAAGCCAGCAGAACAGCCAGUCGAAAAGCUAGCCGAAGAACCCGCUGAGAAGGCAGUAGAAAAGCCCGCUGAGACACCAGCCGAGAAACCAGCCGAGAAGCUAGUUGAAAAGCCCGCUGAAGCAAAGACCGAAGCCCUCGCUGCCGCGAAGCCAACGGAGACCAAGGCUGAGAAGCCUAUUGAAAAGGCUGCCGAAAAGGUCCCCGAGCCUGCUGAGGAAGCCAAGAAAGAGGUCACAGAACAACCCUCCCGCAAGAUCAGCAAGGAAGAACUGCUCCAGGCAACGCAAGAAAAGGUCGCGCAGACCGGCGGUCCUCAAGCCAGCGAGACUGCGUUGGAGACUGGCGCCCUUGGUGCAGCUGUAGGCGCCGCCGGAGUGGCGGGCACUGCCGCAGUUGUGCAGCAUGAAAAGACAGCUGCCAAAGAAACCAACGGCCACGUCCUCGAGAACACUCCUAGCACUGCCGAAGCCCCCCAUGUCAAGCGCUCGCACGAAGAACCACUGUUCGCCCUCCCAGACCAGGAUCAGCCGCUUAAGAAAGCCAAGGUUGAGGAAGCAGAGGGAAAACCAGCUGCUGCAACUGCUACAACUGCUGCUAAAGGCCAAGAACCCGCCAUGUCGGCCACGCUCGAAGAGCCCUUUUCUCAAGCGGCGAUUGUCUCGCCCAGUUCAGCACCAGUCUCUGCAGAGCAACAGACCAAGCCGGAAAUCGCACCGGUCCAAAAGGAGCCCGCUCCUGCUGCCCAGGCCGAGAAGCCCACAGAAACGCCUCUGUCGACACAAAACGCAGAGUCAACGGCCCGGCCAAUCAACCCUGCGGUCUCUCUACCAGCAGAGCCCAAGCCGGCUGCCAAACCGAUCAACGGACGAGGCGUUGAUCAGGAAGCACAGCCCGCAGACACCAAGCCAGCUGAGAGCACGUCCGCCGCACAGAAAGAAGCCAAAAAGGGCGGUUUUGUGUCGUGGAUCAAGCGCAAGUUCAAGGGCGACAAGGCGACUGCAUGA
Molecule: messenger RNA, 1308 nt
Organism: Talaromyces rugulosus
Lineage: Eukaryota; Fungi; Ascomycota; Eurotiomycetes; Eurotiales; Trichocomaceae
Exons: 4
Coding region: 1-1308 (435 amino acids)
Source: RefSeq, a predicted model, not a curated record